Gadus macrocephalus (Pacific cod) is the source of this 1131-nucleotide messenger RNA. RefSeq lists its product as uncharacterized. Lineage: Eukaryota; Metazoa; Chordata; Actinopteri; Gadiformes; Gadidae. The record is from RefSeq and is a predicted model, not a curated record. The transcript has a single exon. The coding region runs from base 301 to 1083 and encodes 260 amino acids.
UUUAUGUAUCAAUGAAGUGUUUCAGAUAAAUGUGUUCCAUCAUAAAGCCUUUCUAUGAACAUGGUAUGCAUGCAACCAUGUAUGAAUAAUAAAUAUAACUAAGCUGUCAUGACUCAUGCCCUGUCUAUUUUAAAGUAUAUUUGAAGUAUAUUCUUUAAUGCUUUCUUUGUUAGGUAUCUUGCCACUGGCGAUUCCUUUCACACGAUUGGCUUCAGCUAUCGUGUGGGCACUUCGUCAGUGUGUAGGAUAGUGCAGGAGGUAGCCAGUGCCAUCUGGACUGCUUUGGUGGAGGAGGAGGAGAUGUCUGUUCCCACGAGGGCGGACUGGAGCACCAUGGCCGAGCAGUUUGAGUGGCGCUGGAACUUCCCCAACUGCAUCGGAGCGAUUGAUGGGAAGCAUGUUGUGAUACAAGCUCCAGUUAACUCUGGCUCCUUGUAUCACAAUUACAAGGGCACCUUCUCCCUGGUCCUCCUCGCCAUAGUGGACGCCGACUACCUGUUCCGGGUUGUGGAUGUUGGAGGCUACGGCAGGACGAGUGACAGCGGCUCCCUCCGUAACUCCGCGUUUGGGGAAGCUCUUCGCGAUGGCACCCUUGACCUCCCUCCCGACUGUGUCAUCUCCGGCGCAGAGCAGCGGGGGCCACUUCCUCACAUGUUUGUGGGGGAUGAGGCGUUCCCACUCAUGACCCACCUGCUGCGGCCAUUCCCUGGACAACAUCACACUCAGGAGAAGCGAGUGUUCAACUACCGCCUCAGCCGGGCUCGUCUGGUAGUGGAAUGUGCCUUUGGGAUCUUGGCAUCUAGGUGGCGCAUGUACCGGCGCGGGAUUGGCACCAGUCCUGAGGUAGCUGAGGUGUGUGUGAGGGCCACCUGUGUGCUGCACAACUUUCUUGAGAGGAAGAAGCUGCAGGGGAGAAGACGCGGGGUGGAACCGAACAUCGAGCCAUCGACUGAUCCAGAAGCCCUGCGUGAUGCACCCAGGAUGGGCUCCAACAACGCCACCAGACUGACCAUCCAGAUGCGGGAGGCCUACUGUGCGUUCUUCAACGAGGAGGGUGCAGUGCCAUGGCAGCCAAGAGCCUAGCAACACAAAGGCUCUUCAACCAAACAGCUCUUUUAAGAGCUACCUAUA